AUGGACAUGACUGACAUAUCGAAUGGCGCGUUACCAGUUCAACAACCCUCUUUAUCGCGUCCACCGACACCAGCACGACCUGCUUCUCCUGUUUCUGAAAUGCCCUUGCAUGUUUCUUCACCUGAAGCAAUUUUAAUUCUCAAAGACGGUACAAGCUUUCGUGGCAUAUCCUUUGGUGCUGUGACCAAGUCUGUCUCUGGCGAAUGUGUCUUCCAAACUGGAAUGGUUGGAUAUCCCGAGUCACUCACUGACCCAUCAUAUCACGGGCAAAUUCUCAUACUUACUUUUCCCUUGAUCGGUAAUUACGGUGUUCCAUCACGCGAUGAAAGGAAUGAUUUCCUAGCCGACAUUCCCAAAUACUUCGAGUCUUCGCGAAUUCAUGUCGCCGGGCUAGUCGUCGGACACUAUUCCCGUGAUUAUUCACAUCAUCUUGCGAAAUCCUCUUUGGCCGAAUGGCUAAAAGAGAACAAAAUUCCUGCAAUUUACGGUGUGGAUACGCGUGCCCUUACCAAGAAAAUAAGGACUCAAGGUGUUUUAUUGGGUAAAAUCUUAUUUCCAAAGAGUGUGGUGGGAAACACUUCAAAUUUGAUGAGAGUUGGUAUGGAUGCCACUAGUAGGUUAAGAUCGGAGCCUUGGCUAAACGAAUAUCAAGAUAUCGAUUGGGUUGAUCCAAACGAAAAAAAUUUGGUGGCUGAAGUCUCGAUCAGAGAACCAAAAGUAUACAAUCCUGAUCCAACAAAAGCUAUUAAGGGAGUUAGUGGAAAAACUCUGCAGAUUCUUGCGAUUGACGUGGGAAUGAAAUACAGUCAGCUUCGCUGUUUUAUUGAUCGUAACGUGAAUGUUAAAGUUGUGCCGUGGAAUUACGACUUUUUGAAAGAAAAAGAUUAUGAUGGACUUUUCAUUAGCAAUGGACCGGGAGAUCCGAGUAUGGUUCAAGUAACAAUCGAGCGAUUACGUGUUGCUUUAAAAGAGGCGAAAACUCCAAUUUUCGGAAUCUGUUUAGGACAUCAGUUGCUCGGACUUGCGGCAGGCGCGAAAACCAUGAAAAUGAAAUAUGGUAAUCGUGGACAUAAUAUUCCUUGUACCGACAUGCUUUCAGGCAGAUGUUAUAUCAGUUCUCAAAAUCAUGGAUAUGCCGUGGAUGCUGGUACUCUCCCUGAAGAAUAUCAAGAGCUCUUUGUCAACGCGAAUGACCAUUCCAACGAGGGCUUUAUACACAAGACUUUACCGAUAUUUUCUGUACAAUUCCACCCUGAAUCGAAUCCAGGUCCAAGAGAUACGGAAUAUCUUUUUGACGUUUUUAUUAAUUCGGUAAUAGAUUCAAAUAAAGCCGGGAAGUUAGUCUACGUGAGAAUGCCUGGAGGUACAAGGUCUGAGAAUGAUAGAAAGAAUCCUCGCGUUGAUGUUAAGAAAGUUUUAAUAUUGGGAAGUGGCGGAUUAAGUAUCGGGCAGGCCGGAGAAUUCGACUAUUCUGGAAGCCAGGCAAUUAAAGCACUGAAAGAAGAAGGAAUCUAUACGAUUCUAAUCAAUCCAAAUAUAGCCACGAUUCAAACAUCUGAUUCCCUCGCGGAUAAGGUCUAUUUCCUGCCAGUAGAUCCCGAAUUCGUCCGUAAAGUCAUCAAACAUGAAAAGCCCGACGGCAUUUAUGUGACGUUUGGUGGUCAGACAGCUCUAAAUGUCGGUGUCAAACUCCGAAAUGAAUUUGAGAGUUUAGGUGUUAAAGUACUUGGUACACCAAUCGACACUAUUAUCACAACAGAAGAUCGUGAGGCUUUUGCACAGCUACUGUUAGAAAUUGGUGAGAAAUGUGCUAAAUCAGCUCCGGCGACCAACGUUCAGGAAGCCCUACAAGCCGCCAAAAUUAUAGGUUAUCCCAUCAUCUGCCGUGCUGCGUAUGCCCUGGGUGGCCUUGGAUCCGGCUUUGCCGAGAAUGAGGCACAGCUUACAGAGCUUUGUACGAAAGCUUUUACAACAAGUCCCCAGGUGCUUAUAGAGCGGUCAAUGAAGGGAUGGAAGGAGAUUGAAUACGAAGUCGUUCGCGAUUGCAGAGAUAAUUGUAUAACUGUCUGUAAUAUGGAGAAUUUUGAUCCGCUUGGUAUCCAUACGGGAGAUUCAAUCGUUGUUGCUCCGUCACAAACACUUUCGGAUGAAGAUUACCAGAUGCUACGUACAAGCGCAAUUAGCGUGAUUCGCCGCUUGGGUGUAAUCGGUGAAUGUAACAUCCAAUACGCUCUAAACCCAUUCUCUAAUGAAUACUGCAUCAUUGAAGUCAAUGCGCGUCUAUCUCGGUCCUCUGCUCUCGCCUCAAAGGCUACUGGCUAUCCACUAGCAUUUGUUGCUGCAAAAUUGGGAUUGGGAAUACCAUUAAAUGAAAUCAGUAACUCGGUGACUAAAGUGACAUGUGCUUGCUUUGAGCCUAGUUUAGAUUAUGUCGUAGUUAAGAUACCAAGGUGGGAUCUGAAGAAGUUCUCAAGAGUGAAUACGAGUUUGAGUUCUGCUAUGAAAUCUGUUGGGGAAGUGAUGAGCAUCGGACGGACGUUUGAAGAAACUAUUCAGAAGGCUAUUAGAUCAAUUGAUUAUCAUUUUAUGGGAUUUGGUGAGAAUGAUCAUGUUUCUACAAUAGAUGAAGAACUUGUGAACCCGUCCGACCAACGACUCUUUGCCAUAGCUAAUGCAUUCCAUAAGGACUAUUCAGUUGAACAAAUCUGGAAAUUGACCAAUAUUGACAAAUGGUUCCUUUCUAAAUUGAAAAAUAUUAUUGACCUUGAAUGCGAAUUGAGAAAGUAUAAACCUAUGAAUAUUACGCGUGUGAUGCUUUUAAAUGCAAAGCGACUAGGAUUCUCUGAUCGUCAAAUCGCAAAGGCAGUUGGAAGUACUGAAUUGGCUAUAAGGAAAAUUCGGCAAGACUUCAAUAUUAUACCAUUUGUGAAACAAAUAGACACAGUCGCCGCUGAAUUUCCCGCGCAGACCAAUUAUUUAUACGUGACAUAUAAUGCUGUCGAACACGAUGUAGAGUUUGGUGAUAAGGGAGUAAUGGUUCUUGGAUCAGGCGUUUACCGUAUUGGUAGUUCUGUUGAAUUCGACUGGUGCGCUGUGCGAGCGAUUCGCACUCUGCGUCGAAAGGGCAUUAAAACAAUAAUGAUUAAUUACAAUCCGGAGACUGUCAGUACGGAUUAUGAUGAAGCCGAUCGAUUAUACUUUGAUAAUAUUACCUUGGAAAGAGUAUUGGAUAUAUAUGAGGCAGAGAAUUCGUCUGGCGUUAUUAUUUCCAUGGGAGGUCAAGCACCAAAUAAUAUCGCACUUCUCCUACGCCAUCAGAACGUGAAUAUUUUAGGUACAUCUCCUGAUAUGAUUGACACUGCGGAGAACCGAUACAAGUUCUCUCGUAUGCUUGAUCGGAUUGGAGUUGAUCAGCCAGUAUGGAAGGAGUUGACAAACUAUGAUGAUGCAGUAGCAUUUUGCGGGAAAGUUGGAUAUCCAGUUUUAGUUAGACCAUCAUAUGUCUUGUCUGGUGCUGCAAUGAAUGCAGUAUAUUCAUCUGAUGAUUUAGAGAAUUAUUUACGACGGGCAGCAGCCGUAUCAAGGGAACAUCCAGUUGUCAUAUCUAAGUAUAUCGAGGAAGCGAAGGAAAUUGAAAUGGAUGCAGUAGCAUCGGAUGGAAAUUUAUUGAUGCAUGUCAUAUCAGAACACAUUGAGAAUGCAGGUGUACAUUCUGGGGAUGCUACCCUAGUAUUACCGCCUCAAGACCUUGACCCCGAGACAGUGAGUAAGAUUAAAUCGGCAACAGAAAAAAUAGCUAAUGAAUUAAAUGUAACGGGACCAUUCAACAUCCAGUUCAUAGCAAAGAACAAUGAUAUUAAAGUAAUAGAAUGCAAUUUGCGUGCGUCAAGAUCCUUUCCUUUUGCUUCGAAAGUCACGGGAAUAGAUUUAAUUGAAAUGGCUACCUUGGCUAUGUUGGGUAUACCUAUUGAUCCAUAUCCACAGCUUAAUUUACCAAAGGACUAUGUUGCUGUCAAAGUGCCUCAGUUUAGUUUUAGUCGACUAUCAGGUGCCGAUCCUGUCCUUGGGGUAGAAAUGGCAUCGACCGGCGAAGUUGCUUGUUUCGGACGGGACAAGUAUGAAGCCUAUUUGAAAGCAUUGAUAUCUACUGCGUUUACUCUACCAAAGAAGAAUAUACUGUUAUCUAUUGGAUCUUAUAAGGAGAAACUAGAAAUGUUGCCAUCAGUAACCAAAUUGCAUAAUAUGGGAUUUCAGUUGUUUGCUACAUCAGGAACAGCUGACUUUAUUCAGGAACACGGUAUUGCAGUCAAGUACUUGGAUAUUAGCAAAGGGGCUGAACAUAAGCCGGAGUAUUCAUUGGACCAACAUUUAGCGAAUAAUUUAAUCGACUUGUAUAUAAAUUUACCUUCCAAGAAUAGAUAUAGACGGGUCGCCAGUUUCAUGAGCAAUGGUUAUCGUACACGCAGAAUGGCUGUUGAUUAUAGUGUUCCCUUAAUAACAAAUGUUAAAUGUGCCAAGCUAUUCAUUGAGGCAUUGUAUAGGAACCCCGACCUUGAAGUUCGAAAUAUUGAUUGCAAAUGUAGUCAUAAGACGGUUACACUCCCAAGUCUUUUCAAUAUUUCAGCUUUUAUGCCUCAUAUUGCCGAGUCCGGUAAGAAUGACUUUGCUGAGGUCACUAAAGCAUCCUUAGCGGCAGGAUUUACAGUAAUCAAUACACUACCAAUUGGAUUAAACGAAUCAUUACGGGAUACUGGUACAAUGGCAAUUGCACAUACAAGUAGCCGUGGCAAUGGACACUGUGAUUAUGCUCUAUCAGUUGCUGCAACUGAGUACAAUGUCGAACAAAUAACCGAAGUAAUUCCAGAUGUUGCAUCACUUUUCAUACCGUUUAGUAACUUUGUAAAUGCACAGACACCGAAGAUAGCAACCUUAGCCAAGCAUUUCAGCAGCUGGCCAGUUCUAUCGCCCGUCAUUACGGAUGCUCAAGGUAAUGACUUGGCAUCCGUACUGUUAGUAGCUAGUUUACAUAGUAGGUCAAUUCAUGUGACUGGUGUCAGCACUAAAGAUGACAUUGAAAUAAUCAGACUCAGCAAAGAAAAGGGUUUGAAAGUUACUUGCGAUGUGGCCGUUUACGCUUUGUUUCUGAACACAGAGGACAUAGACGGUUGUGCUGAUAUUCUUCCGACACCAGCCGAUCAAUCUUCAUUAUGGAAACAUCUGGAUGUAAUCGACUGCUUUAGUGUUGGUACGCUUCCAUAUCGCCUUUCCGUGAAACUCGGUCGGGAGACGUGCGCGAGCGUUGGUAUUGAGGAGACUAUUCCGUUGCUUUGUAAUGCCGUAAAUGAGGGCAAAUUAAACAUUGAAGAUAUCAAAAAAAGACUUUACACCAACCCCCGUAAAAUAUUCAGCAUUCCAGAACAACCCAACACAUACGUUGAAAUAGAAAUUGAUAGAAAAAUCAAAAUAUUCGAUAAGCCAGGAAGAUGGUCACCAUUUGCUGGCCAGUCUCUAUUUGGGGCAGUGACUCGUGUCGUAUUACGAGGAGAAACAGCUUAUCUUGAUAACGGAUUUUACUCUGAUGGGAAUGCUGGUUGCGACAUCUCAACUAAAACUUAUAUAUUUACAAAAAUGCCCGCUGCUGAGGAACCUGUGGAGGCUGAACAAAAACCACAAACUAUAGGGGUUAAUACCCAGCCCCCGCCCAAAGCAACAAUUACAUCAGCCAAGGUUAUAUCUCCAUCAUAUGGAUCUGGUGAUAUUAUGCCUAUUAUGCCUAUUAUGCCUAAGACUGUUGCUCCUGAUUGGAUCCUUGAGCCACCACCAGUUAUGCCUGCAAAUCUCGAUCCCUUCCUCAAGAACUCCCCAUUUUACCGCAAGCAUAUUCUUUCCGUCAAGGAAUUCUCCCGGAAUGAUCUGCAUCUCUUAUUUGGAGUGGCCCACGAGAUGCGUACGCUAGUAGAGCGAUAUGGGUCUAUCAAUCUACUGCAAGGACGAGUUCUUUUUACUAUGUUUUUUGAACCAUCUACGCGCACAUCUGCUUCAUUUGAGGCAGCAAUGAAUCGAUUAGGUGGUCGUGUGGUAUCUGUUAAAGUGGAGAGUUCGUCGGUUGCAAAAGGAGAAUCAUUGGCAGAUACAGUAAGAACUCUGGGUUCGUAUGGUGAUUUGAUAGUGUUGAGACAUCCGGAACCAGGGAGUACUAAAGUUGCUGCAGAGUUUUCGACUGUUCCUAUAAUCAACGCCGGGGAUGGUGUCGGCGAACAUCCAACUCAGGCUUUUCUAGAUGUGUACACUAUUAGAGAAGAAUUAGGUACAGUCAAUGGGUUAACUGUAACUCUCGUUGGAGAUCUCAAGAACGGACGAACUGUACAUAGUCUAGUUAAAAUCCUUUCACUCUACCAUGUCACUCUCAAUUACGUAAGUCCUCCAUCAUUACGUAUGCCAGAAGACAUUAAGGUAGGUGUACAUAAACAAGGCACUCCACAACAUGAAUUUACCGACUUGGACGACGUAAUUGAGCAAACCGACGUUCUAUAUGUGACACGUGUUCAACGAGAGCGGUUUGUUGACGAGACUGAAUACGACGCAGUUAGGGAUUCCUAUGUUAUAAAUAAUAAGACAUUGGCGAAAGCUAAGCCUCAUAUGAUAAUAAUGCAUCCAUUACCUCGUGUUAACGAGAUUGAUCCUGAAGUAGAUUAUGAUCACAGAGCAGCAUAUUUCAGACAGAUGAAAUAUGGAAUGUUUGUAAGGAUGUCGCUCUUGGCGUUGACAGCUAUCGUACCGAACGUCGGUGAUAUCGAUCUAUGUGAGGGGCUCUCUCGCCUUACUUUCAGAGUGUUAGAGAUUUCAAGUUCAUUAUUUUGCGCGAACAUUCUAAAAUCUGGUAACGUGGAUGGCGUCUAUUAUGUGAACAUAGCAUUAUUAUGUGCUGAUUAUCUGCAAUGUUUGUUAAGGAAGCCACACGCGCCCAAAGUAGCUAGUUGA
Messenger RNA from Paraglomus brasilianum, 6981 nucleotides. NCBI's taxonomy places the organism in Eukaryota, Fungi, Glomeromycota, Glomeromycetes, Paraglomerales, Paraglomeraceae. The record is from the annotation of a GenBank genome assembly.